This is a messenger RNA of Hibiscus syriacus, 770 nucleotides long. RefSeq names its product vesicle-associated membrane protein 714-like. Gene Ontology annotation, biological process: vesicle-mediated transport. Bases 40 to 702 code for a protein of 220 amino acids. Lineage: Eukaryota; Viridiplantae; Streptophyta; Magnoliopsida; Malvales; Malvaceae. The record is from RefSeq and is a predicted model, not a curated record. The transcript is spliced from 5 exons. Gene Ontology annotation, cellular component: membrane.
UCCCGCCCCCGCCAGUAAAAACAAAGUAGAAGGUUCUCGAUGGCGAUUCUCUACGCUUUGAUAGCUCGAGGAACGGUGGUUCUGGCGGAGUUCAGUGCCGUAACUGGGAACACCGGUGCGGUGGCGCGACGGAUACUCGAGAAGCUUCCGGAAGAGGCUGAUUCAAGACUCUGUUUAUCGCAGGACCGUUAUAUCUUUCAUAUACUGAGAUCGGACGGCCUCACUUUCCUCUGUAUGGCUAAUGAUACCUUUGGAAGGAGAGUUCCGUUUUCAUACUUGGAGGGCAUUCACAUGAGGUUCAUGAAAAACUAUGGCAGAGUUGCUCAUUAUGCACCGGCAUACGGAAUGAAUGAUGAGUUCUCACGGGUGUUGCACCAACAAAUGGAAUUUUUCUCCAGUAGUCCAAGUGCAGAUACUCUCAAUCGUGUUAGAGGUGAAGUGGGUGAGAUACGUGCAAUUAUGGUGGAAAACAUUGAGAAAAUACUUGAGAGAGGUGAUAGGAUUGAGCUUCUUGUUGACAAAACGGCAACAAUGCAAGAUGGUGCAUUUCACUUCAAGAAACAGUCUAAACGCCUUCGUCAAGCACGUUGGAUGAAAAAUGCCAAACUUUUGGCCAUGCUAACAUGCUUGAUUGUUCUGCUACUCUACGUGAUUAUUGCCGCUUUCUGUGGAGGCAUCACUCUACCAUCAUGCCGAUCCUGAGCAGCGGUCUUACCGGUUUAAAUUCUUGCUAAGGUAUGUACUUCGAUGAAUAUUUAUGUAAGUUUGUC